AUGUCCUCCUCGGACGAAGACGCGAUGGAGCUCGACACCGCCGCGCCCGUCCCGCGCGUCAAGCGCUUCACCCACAAAUCGUACGAACGCCAGCUCAAAUCCGUGCACGCGCCCUCGGCCCUCUCCACCGCCGCAGCCUUUGACGACGCGGCGGCCUUAGACGACACGGACAGUACGUUCCGCGGGGCGCUGGAGCGGUGGAAGCAGCUGUGCCUGAGCCCCGCGUUUGUCGGGUUCAGCAGCAGGGUGGGCGCGAUGUGCGGGAGCUUGAGGCUGGUGCUGCAUUAUAAGGCUGAGAUUGUUGAGCUUUGGAGGGAGAAGGUGGGGGAGAGCGAUGUGGAGGGGGUUAGGCCGUUGCUCGAUCUACUUCAAAAUCUGCUGUUCGACCUCCGCACAUCGCUCGCGUCGCACUACGCAACGCUCCUCCACACAACGCUGUCCCUCCUCCCGCGCGCGCUCCCGCCCGACACGCUCGGCACGCUCCUCGCGACGCUCGCCGCGCUCUACAAGCACCUCCUCGUCCCCUCCACGUCCAACUCUCCCGACCUCUUACAGACCACAUGGAACGGGCUCAAGGAGGUGCUGGCGUCGGUCAAGGUGCACCCCGAGACGCGGCGCGUGUUGGCCGAGGGAUGGGGCACGACGCUCAGGCGGCUCAAGCCUCCCGCGCGCACAUCCGCCGUCGAGCUCCUCCUGCACUCUCUCGCCGAGCCCGGGGUAGAAGAUUUCGCAGCGUACACGCUCGUAAGCGCAUGCAGCAGCACAUCCCAAGCGCUGCACAGCGCCACGUCGUCCAUCCUCGCUCCCGCGCUCAGCUUUCACGUUGCGGAGGGAGAUGGGGAUGGGAGGAGCGAGAGGUUGCUGAGGAGGGUUGCUACGGCGCUUGCGCAUCAUGUUAGGGAUAAGGAGGCGUAUGCGGAUGUUGCGGAUGUUUUUGUUCGGGCGUAUACGGAAAGUGAUGGAGAGGGGGAGGGGAGGGCGGAGGGGGUGUUGAGCGCUGCGUUGGGCGUGCGUGGGGGUUCGCGGUUCUCUCCGAACCACAUCCAAGCAAUCGCCCACCGCCUCCUUUCCAACCCGCCCGCCUCGCACAACAUCCACCUCCUCACGACCCUCCUCCUCGCCCCCGCCUCCCAGUCCGACGCCGCCCUCAGCCGGCGCCUCGUCGCGCACGCUUUCACAUCAAGCGAUAAACUCGGUCUGCGGCUCGCGGGCACGCUCCUGGCGGCGCGCCUGCCCUCGUCGGCGCUGUUGCUCACGCAGCAUGUUCAGAAGGCCGUGCCGAGGGCGUUGAGGGAGGGAGAUGCGGAGGGGAGGUGUAUGGCGUUGAAGGUUGUUGCGAAGGGUGAUGUGGGGGGCGGGGUUGUGGGCACUGUGGAUACGUGGGCUGAAGGACGGAUCGAGGAGCUCGUCAAAUCGAUGACCUUUGACGCCGCCGAGGACGAAACCCAAGACGAACUCGACGAGCUCUCCCACAUCCUCACUCUCGCCCAGUCUCUCCCCUCGGUUUCACCCGUGCUCGUCCCGCUCAUCGAACGUGCCCUUUCAGCGCCCGAGCCGAAGAAGAGUGCGAAAGCGGCAUGGGUCGUGAGCGCGGGUAUACGCGCGAUCGCCGAGUCUAAGGGGGGGAAGGGUAAAGCGGGCGGGGCGCUUAGCGCUGAAGACGUCGGCCGCUGGGCGCGUACCAUCCUCGAUCGAUGGGCAUGGUCCGAAUCGACCCUCUCAUCCCUCUCCGCCCUCCUCGACACCGGCAUAAAACCCACCCCACCCCUCCCCUUCACACAAACCUACGCAACCCUCAAACACCACAUCCUCUCCCACUCCCGGCGGCACCGCCAGUCCGCGCUCUCUAUCUUGUCGUUUACGGGGGGGAGAACGGCAACACAGACGCGCGUGCUCGAUGCGCUGAGGACGGCGGAGAGCGUCGAGGUGGACGUGCAGAGUGCAAGGGAGCGCGUCGUGCGUAUAUCACGCAUACCCAAUAUUCUUGGAGGUUUGGCUGCUGGAGAUGAGGGCAGUGUGACCGUGGAAGGCGAUAUGGUUGUAAGGUGGCUCGCGGCGCAGUUGAAGGUGGGCCUGAGGCCUGCGUGGGCGCCGGCGUGUAAGGCGCUUGGGGAGGUCGUUGGGA
This is a messenger RNA of Peniophora sp. CBMAI 1063, 2125 nucleotides long. The record is from the annotation of a GenBank genome assembly. Lineage: Eukaryota; Fungi; Basidiomycota; Agaricomycetes; Russulales; Peniophoraceae.